UUAUUUGUUUUUGACAUGCUAUCCAAUGUGAUAACGUAGAUUAACCCCCCACCCCUCUAAUGAAUAAAUAAAUAAUGUGAAGGCUCUAAAUAAAUCCAUAAAUUUACGCUGCUAUAUCCACAUGAAUCCAGUGAUAUCACAGUAACGACACCGAAACCGCCCUGUAAACCACGCGCAACAACCCACAAUGCUCCAAACCUCGGGUAUACAGGUGAAUCCCUCGUAAAACCCCGCCGGAAGGUAAGGCUUAGAAAUAAAAACAGUUUAUCCAAAAAAAAAAGGAAAAAAAAGAAAAACUAGCCAAGAAACGUGCGCAUUUAAAAUCAUGACGGUAAGCUCGUCAUGCGUAAGGCGAAAUUUCAACACAUUAGUUGGAACUUCCCGUUUUGAUUGAUUCAUUUAAAGUAUAAAUAGUAAACAAAUCUCCCAUUCCAAUCAUUUAGAAUAGUUUCACGUUCCCUAUCCUUACACAGGCGGUUAGGCUCAGACAGAAUGCACACCAUCUACAUCCUAUCGCUGCUCUGCGUGCUGGCUCUCCUGGCUCGUUCUGCGCCGCUUCAAAAGUGCUCUGGUAAGACUGGCCUUCCCAUGGAGAACUCCGAAUUCCAGAAAACCGUCAAGAACUGCAGUAGUCUGGUCUACAAGGUCCAGUGCGACAUCCCCGAAGUGAAGAAGUCAUGGGCCUUGAGCCUCGACUCUUCUGCUCCAAACCUGGAGUACAUAGUGUCUACCCUGGGAAUCCCUCCCUCCCCCACUCUAAUGGCUCUGUCUGCUGAUUUUGACAUGGAACUGUGUCUGAACCGCAUGUACGAGGGGCUGCAGCUCUACCAGGACUUGCUCAGUGCAAUCCGUGAUCGCAUUUCCAACCCGGAGAAGGUGACAGACCUGCUAAUUGACAUCAGAGACCUCCUGACUCAUGUACUCAAGAUGCAGGAGCUGGCCCAGCUGAAGCAGGGGGUGCAGUACGGAGGCUCGGGGCUGUCCUCCCGUCUCACCGAGGAGUACGAGGUGCAGGUGGCCGCGGACGUGGUCCUGUCCCAGCUCCUGUCCUUCUCUCAGGAUGUCUACCGCAGCCUGCGCAACAUUGGUCUGGCCAAAUCGGCAGCGAGGUGCUGAGCUCGCCCACCUGUGUCCGUUGUCCUGGGAGUUCCAGCUGAACGACCAUCUCAUCGCUUCAGUGGGUUUUUUUUUUCGGUCUAAAAUUUUUUUAUUUUUUUUUACAUCAUUCCCAUUUUCAGUGCCAUUUGAAAGGCUGGAGUAUAUCUGUUGGGCCCGUCCUCUGUCAGUUUGGGACAGCUGAGUCGAUGGUUAAUAACCAUGGAGGACAAUCUGCAGACUGUCAGGGUUUAUACCACUGCGUCUUCACCAGUUACGUCACUCCAGGUCAGGGGUGUCCAAUCGCUACCAAAAAGCGCUGGUGUGGGUGCAGGUUUUUAUUUUAGCCCAGCACUACGACACCUCAUUCUACUAAUCAAGGUCUCGAUUGAAAACCGUGAUUAGUUCAAUGGUUGAAUCAGGUGGCUUCAUACAAGGACCUGCACAUACAUCGGUCCUUUUCGGUUAAGAUUGGACAGCAUUUCCCCGGCAGAAUUUCCACCGUGACAAAACUCUCUUCGGGACUUCGGGAGGCCGUUCCAGGCCAUCGGGCAGCUAGCGAGCUAGCGUCCUCAACAGCGCUGUCUGUGCUGAUUCUCCAGGGUUGUGCAACGACGACGCCGCAGAUCCAGCUAGGUCAGAAGCUUCAAAAGCACCCGGUGUCUGAGGCAGGCUUGUGUUUGCGUUUUUAACCAUGGGGGUGUUCUCCCUUUGAGAACAUAGGAUAUCUGCCCUGGUCAUCUGUGCCACCCUGAAACCAGUAGGAAAACCCCCCAUCGCAGCCUCCUUCCCCCAACCCCUAAACCCCCCUCCCCUCCCUCUCGCAAAUCACCCACAAGUCCUACAGUUAGAUAUUUUGCUUCAUGUUUUAUUAUUUAAAUUAUUUAUUUAUGUCAUGUAUUUAUAUAUUUAUGUAUUUAUUUAUUUAAUUGUGGAUAUUGACUAAUUCUGUGUACAUACUGUGGUGAACAUUUUCUUGCAGAGCGUCAGAGAUUUGUUAGAUUUGUAUUGAAAAGAAAGGCCUUUUUGAGUAUUGAAUGUGAAUUGGUCAAUGCAGAUUGAAAAUGACCUCUGCUGUUUUACAUUAUGUACUCACAUUAUGAACUUUUUCUUUGUUCAAACCUUCUUUUUUAAUUUAUUAUUAUUAUUAUUAUUAUUAUUAUUAUUAUUAUUAUUAUUAUUAUUAUUAUACAUUUUUAUAAAUCUUACAUUUUUAUAAAUGUUUAAUGUUAUUUAUCAUUAGUGCAGCAGACAACGCUGUCUUCCAUUACUCUGUGUCCUAGUUAAGGGACAAAAUGUUUACCGUAUGUCACUACUGUGAUAGUGAUGUUACUGUAAUAAAGAUUAAUGUAAAAUCCUGUGGAGAAAGCCAGCCAGUAGUAUCUACUGUUUCCGUGUUCGGAAAGACUUUUUAAAAUCUUGCUUUUUAAAGUUUUGGUCAUUAUAUCUCUUCUGAAUUUUAGGAGUACUUAAUAUCAGAUGAAUUUAUUAACAGUUGUCACUGUGCAAGAGAAAAAAUGCUGUAUUUUAUUGGCUUAUUUCAUGUCGUGUUGUUUUAUAUGUAGCUGUUAAUAGAAAUAAUAAUUAUUAUUAUUAUUAUUGUUGUUGUUGUUGUUGUUGUUGUUGUUGUUGUCAAAGCUUUACCAGAGAUGUUCAACACCAACACUUUCAAUGGCAAUUGACCUGUAUUUCUUUUAAAUGUUUUGAUGUUUUUAAAUGUUUUUUAUUAGUCAUUGUGUAUUAUCAUGAACA
Messenger RNA from Anguilla rostrata (American eel), 2847 nucleotides. Its product is annotated as granulocyte colony-stimulating factor-like. Gene Ontology annotation, biological process: positive regulation of myeloid cell differentiation; immune response. Gene Ontology annotation, cellular component: extracellular region. NCBI's taxonomy places the organism in Eukaryota, Metazoa, Chordata, Actinopteri, Anguilliformes, Anguillidae. The transcript is spliced from 5 exons. Bases 493 to 1116 code for a protein of 207 amino acids. Gene Ontology annotation, molecular function: cytokine activity. The record is from RefSeq and is a predicted model, not a curated record.